Messenger RNA from Oryza sativa Japonica Group (Japanese rice), 8368 nucleotides. The record is from RefSeq and is a predicted model, not a curated record. NCBI's taxonomy places the organism in Eukaryota, Viridiplantae, Streptophyta, Magnoliopsida, Poales, Poaceae.
CCCAAUUCCCCACCCGCCUGGCGCCCUGGCCACCCAAACCUGCAAACCCUAGACCACACACAGCACGGCCACAGGAGGAGGCGUGCGGCGGGGGCUGCGUGCGGCGGCUGGCGGCGGGAGCCGUGGAGGCGUCUGGCGUGGUCGCGUGGAGCGGCGCGGCGGCGGCCGGCGGGAGCCAUGGAGGCGUGGAGCACUGGAGCAGCGUGCGGCGCGGCCGCGGUAUGCAGCGGCGCGGGCGCACCGUGACCGACGGCGUGCCGCGUGCGGCAGCCGGCGCGGCAGGGGCCCAGGAGGCAGCCAGGCAGGAGGCUGCUCCUGGCUGUCAGCCGAGCAGGUGCUGCACAGCUGCAGCCUGCAGGUCGGCGUCCGCCGUUCCGCGCCGGCGCGCCGAGGCCCAAGGCAGCCGGCGGCUGCGCGCUGCGGCCGUGCGGCACCCUGCUUGCCGGCGGCUGCUUGCCCUGCCCUGCCCUGCAAAUUCCGGACAAGCACAGGUCUUUUCUUCAAUGAACCACAUCAAAAACAAGCUGAGAAACAAGAUGGGGCACAAAUAUUUGAAUAAAUGUUUGGUUACAUUCAUUGAAAGAGAAUUCUUUUUGCAAGCUAAGGACAAGGACAUCAUCGAUUAUUUCCAAAAUAUCAAGCGUCGAAAAGUUAAUAUCUAAAUUGUAAGUUUUCUUCCUAACUUAUUAUUUUCUAUCAUUUUUGUAUUCCAUAUUUUGACACAUUGAUACGUUUGGUAUUAGUAUUUCUAUAAGUUAAACAAUUUCUAGUGAUGAUCAAUUCUAUCACUGUGUGAACUAAUGAUCAAUUUUAUGUUCUAUAUAUACGCUAUAAAUUAUAAUUAUUAGUGUAUCAUAAUAUACAAGCCCAUUUUUUGGCUUUUAGGUGUAUGAACAUUUUUUUUACCCCUUCCUAUUUCGAAUACCCAAGUUUAAAAAGCUGGGCCCGCCACUGGUUUGAGCGCCUCAAGCAUCUCACCCAUCUCAACCUGUCCGAUGCGAGCAUCCAAGGCAAGAUACCAGUUGGGAUAAGGCACCUGACCAAUUUGGUAUCUCUUGACCUCUCCACAACAUUUUAUCUUAUAGAUCAGGACGACUAUUACCUCUCAUUCGGUACAUGGUCAGAUCCUUCUUGGUGGGUCGUAGAACCAAACAUUGGGUCGCUAGUAGCAAAUCUCAGCAGUUUGAGAGAGCUUUAUCUCGGCAGGGUGGACUUGUCUGACAACGGUGAAGAUUGGUGCACUGCCUUAACAAACUCCAGUACUCCUCAACUCCAGGUUCUGAGUUUACGGCAUUGCAGACUCUUUGGUCCCAUCUGCACAUCUCUCUCUAGCAUACAUUCACUCACUGAGAUUAAUCUACAGUAUAAUGACCUGUAUGGUCCAGUUCCAGACUCCUUCGCUGAUUUGCACUUCUUACGCGUUCUUGAUCUUGCUGAUAAUGAUCUUGAAGGAUUGUUUCCAAAAAGAAUAUUACAAAACAGGAACUUAACAACUGUUCAUAUCAGCUAUAAUACCAACAUCUACGGUUCUUUGCCCAAUUUCUCACCAGACAGUAGCUUGACAACUUUGAUUGUUAGCAGCACAAACUUCUCUGGUCCUAUUCCCAGUUCCAUAGGCAAUCUCAAAUCGUUGAACGAGUUGGGCGUUGCAUCAAAUGACUUUAGACAAGAGCUUCCCUCUUCAAUUGGACAACUCACAUCCUUAAAAUUAUUAGAGGCAACAGGAGCUGGUAUAGUAGGAACUAUACCAUCUUGGAUCGCAAAUUUAACCUCCUUGGUACUUCUCCGGUUCUCUAAUUGUGGUCUAUCUGGACCGAUACCUUCUUCAAUAGGUAAUCUCAAGAACCUAACUAGAUUAGAAUUGUAUAGGUGCAAUUUUUAUGGUACAAUAUCGCCACACAUUUUCAAUCUAACUCACUUAAAAGUAAUGUAUCUCCAUUCGAACAACCUCACUGGUACUGUGGAGCUCAGCUCAUUCUGGAAACUACCUCACCUCUUUAGUUUGAAUCUUUCAGGCAACAGACUCACCGUAGUAGAUGGUGACGUUAACUCUUCGCAUGUUAAUAAUAUGGACAUAUUGCGUCUAGCAUCAUGUAACAUGUCCAAGUUCCCUGAUGCCUUGAGGCACAUGAGUUUUAUUCAUUAUCUUGACCUUUCAGACAAUAAAAUCCCUGGCGCUAUACCUCAAUGGGCAUGGGAAACCUGGAGCCAGUUGGUUCUCCUAAACAUAUCACACAACAAAUUCAGCAGCGUAGGAUGCAACGCUCUUCCCGUUGAUAUAGAGUCUGUUGAUCUCAGUUUUAACCAAUUCGAAGGGCCUAUAUGUUAGACUUAAUCUUGUCGUUUGUGUUUUUUUUCAUCCUAUCAAGUUGUGUUUAGCUAAUUAGUGGUUUGUGUCCACGUUAGUUUUUCCAUGUGUGUACUGAGCAGUGAGCAGGUCAAUAGUAUGUGUGAUUUAGUUUGACCAGGGAGGCCAUGAUCUGCAUGCAAGUGAAGCAUGGAUUCUUGGCGAGAAGACUGGAUCAGACGGCUCAUGCAUGUGUUGGUUAGUGAUUUAGUGGUGCUCUGCAUGCAGCGAGUUGUGCCUUGCAUGUAAGAAGGUGAUUAGAGGAUAAUCCACGGGAGGUGCUUGCCGGUUUGUGCGGCAAGACGUGGCUUAACCUGUGCGUGUGUGUGGUCUAUUUAACCAAUGUAAUCAGCAUUUGUUAAAGUGUGCCAAAAGUGAAGUGAAAAACAAGUGUUUGUGCUGUGUGCGCUGGUGUGCAGCGUGGAAAUCCUUGCGUACUGUUCAUCUUCUUCCUCCGUCAGUUCAUCAUCUCUCUGUGUGUGUUUUAUCAAGUGAGAAAGAGAGAGGUGUGUGUGCGAGUGAGUGUUUGGGCUGACAAGUGGUAUCAGAACCUCGUUCGAGAGAUGCCGAAGAUCGGCGAUGGCAGCAAGGCUGUUGCCGGCGACGACGACAACAGCAAGCUAGUGGUGCAGCAAGUGAAGGAGGCAGGGGUGACGCUACGUUACCCCAUGCUCGGGGAGAACAACUACGGCAUUUGGGCGGUGAAAAUGAAAAUUUUCAUGCACGCACAAGGGGUGUGGGCUGCUGUGGAGGGCGACGCAGCCGAUGAGAAGAUCGACCAAAUGGCUCUCGCCGCCAUUGUCCAAGCUGUGCCGGAGGCCGUGGUGAUGGCCAUAUCCGAGAAGGAGACGGCGAAGGAGGCGUGGGAUGCCCUCAAGCAGAUGAACAUGGGUGAAGAGCGUGUCAAGAAGGCUCGAGUACAAACCCUCAAGAGGGAGCUUGAUGGUAUGUACAUGAGUAAUUCUGAGAAAAUUAAUGAUUUUGCUUUAAAGGUUACCACGAUCGUGAACGAGAUUCGCUCUCUCGGCACGAAAGUGGAGGAGACCACGGUGGUGGAGAAGCUCUUGCAUUCCGUUCCCGACAAGUUCCAACCCCUCAUAAGCACCAUCGAGCAAUGGGGGGAUGUGUCGGAGAUGACGGUGACGGAGACGAUCGGGCGUUUGCGGGCGUUCGAGGAGUCUUCAAAGGGGCAACGACGUGACAAAGAGGGGGAGCAGCAGUUGUUGGCCGCGUGUGCCGAGCCACGGCUGACGCGUGCUGAGUGGGAGGCGAAGGUUGCUGAAGAGAGCAGUGGUGGCUCCGGUAGCAACGGUGUUGGUGAGAAGAAGUUUCGCGGCAAGUUCGACAAGUCGAAGAUUGAGUGUCACAGGUGUGGCAAGUUCGGACACUUCGCCGACGAGUGUGACGAGCCGCGGAAAAUGACCAAGGCAGUGGUGCAGCUUGCUAUUGCCGACGCAGAUGAUGAACCCACUUUGCUGUGAAGACCAUGUGGAGGUGCAGAAUAAAGACAACAAGAUUAGGGGGUGAUUGUUAGACUUAAUCUUGUCGUUUGUGUUUUUUUUCAUCCUAUCAAGUCGUGUUUAGCUAAUUAGUGGUUUGUGUCCACGUUAGUUUUUCCAUGUGUGUACUGAGCAGUGAGCAGGUCAAUAGUAUGUGUGAUUUAGUUUGACCAGGGAGGCCAUGAUCUGCAUGCAAGUGAAGCAUGGAUUCUUGGCGAGAAGACUGGAUCAGAUGGCUCAUGCAUGUGUUGGUUAGUGAUUUAGUGGUGCUCUGCAUGCAGCGAGUUGUGCCUUGCAUGUAGGAAGGUGAUUAGAGGAUAAUCCACGAGAGGUGCUUGCCGGUUUGUGCGGCAAGACGUGGCUUAACCUGUGCGUGUGUGUGGUCUAUUUAACCAAUGUAAUCAGCAUUUGUUAAAGUGUGCCAAAAGUGAAGUGAAAAACAAGUGUUUGUGCUACGUUUGGAGUUUUCUUGGAGUGUAGUAUGGCUCUUCCCCUUUCCGCCAAUCGGAGUUAUGCUUAACCGCCGUAGUACAGCUUUUGUUGACAUUUUCUUUCUUUCCUUGGCAUAAGCCAGUCUGGCUGAUUGCGUUGUGUAUCAAAACUCUAUUCCAUCUAAUAUAUUAAUGUGCAAUCUUUUUACGUGUUCGCGAAAAAACAUGCGAUUUCGCUAUAUUCGCAUUUUAUAUGUUGUGAGUUGUGACCUCAUUUCAUUGUACUAGUAAAUAACUGGUUUGGAGAGUUGGAUGGCCCAUGCAUGACUGGCGCGGAGUCACGACGAGUCCGGCCAGUCCACCACCCGUCAGUGCUUACGCUGUUAGCCUGUUACGGCAGCUGCACGGUAAGCUCGCCUCCUAGUCCUAGCCUCCUAGGCUCCUAGCCAGUCAUUCAUUCCAUCUGUCUGAAAUCAGGGAUAAAAAUGGGGACAGAAAAAAUGAAGAAAAAAAAGGCAAUAGAUUCAGGCUUGCCAUAGUACUGCCAUUGAUGUAUAUAUACACAGUACACAAGGUACACCUCGAAGCUAGUUCUCCGAUAAACUAAACCACACCAAGACACCAAGUUGAUCGUCGGCGACAUGUCGUCCCCAAUUGCCAUUGGUCGUCGACACGGGCCACCACCACUGCUACUACACCUGCUCAUCCUUCAUCUCCUGUUAGGCUUCCAACACCUCUGCUACUCCCUUGCCACGUACAGCAACCGAAGUACUGCUGCCAUGCCGGCCCCGUGCUUGCCCGACCAGGCAGCGGCGCUGCUCCGCCUGAAACAUUCCUUCAACAUGACCAACAAGUCCGAGUGCACCCUCGCAUCAUGGCGCGCCGGCACGGACUGCUGCCGCUGGGAGGGCGUCCGCUGCGGCGUCGGCAUCGGCGUUGGCCAUGUGACCUCGCUUGACCUCGGUGAGUGCGGAUUGGAGAGCGCUGCUCUUGACCCUGCGCUUUUCGAGCUCACUUCGCUCAGGCACCUUAACCUCGCGUGGAACAAUUUCAGCGGGUCUCAUAUUCCCACCAUUGGGUUCGAACGGCUCACUGAGCUCACCUACCUCAAUCUCUCCAACUCCAAAUUUGCAGGCCAGAUACCAAAUACAAUAGGACGUCUCACUAAUUUGAUAUCCCUUGACCUCUCCACUGAUUUUUUCCUUAUUGAUCUAGAUGAUGAGUUCUUAUCAGUUGCCACCUAUUCACCCGCUUGGUUACUUGUGGCACCAAACAUUGUGUCAAUAGUCGCAAACCUCCACAACCUGAAGGAACUUUAUAUGGGCACAAUAGACUUGUCCAGCAACAGCAUGGUACAGUGGUGCAGUGCCUUUUCAAACUCCACUACCCCUCAACUUCAGGUCCUUAGCUUACCAUAUUGCUACCUCGAGGUUCCCAUUUGUGAAUCAUUGUCGGGUAUACGCUCACUGAGUGAGAUUAACCUACAGUACAACUUCAUACACGGUCCCAUUCCAGAGUCCUUUGGAGAUUUACCUUCCCUAAGUGUUCUUAGUCUUACACACAACAGUCUAGAAGGGAGCUUCCCAAGUAGAAUCUUCCAGAACAAAAACUUAACCUCUGUUGAUGUUAGGUACAACUUCGAACUCUCCGGUUCGUUGCCAAAAAAUAUCUCAUCAAAUGACAUUUUGGUAGAUCUUCUUGUUAGCAGUACUAACUUCUCUGGUCCAAUCCCUAACUCAGUAGGCAACAUCAAAUCCUUGGAAAAUUUGGGUGUUGCAUCAAGUGACUUCUCCCAAGAGCUUCCCUCUUCUAUUGGCCAGCUGAGAUCGUUGAAUUCGUUAGAGAUUACAGGGGCUGGUGUAGUAGGAGCAGUACCAUCUUGGAUUGCAAAUUUGACUUCAUUGACCCUUCUCGACUUCUCGAACUGUGGCUUAUCUGGGAAGAUACCAUCUGCGAUAGGUGCUAUCAAGAAUCUGAAGAGGUUAGCGUUAUACAAAUGUAACUUUUCUGGCCAAAUACCUCAAGAUCUAUUUAACCUAACUCAAUUGAGAGUCAUAUAUCUUCAAUAUAAUAACUUCAUUGGUACGUUGGAGCUCAGCUCAUUUUGGAAACUACCAGACCUAUUUUCUUUGAAUCUUUCCAACAACAAACUAUCAGUUGUAGAUGGUGAGAAAAAUAAUUCUUCAUGGGUGUCCAUAAACUAUUUCUACACCUUGCGCCUAGCAUAUUGUAACAUAUCCAAUUUCCCUAGUGCCUUGAGUCUCAUGCCUUGGGUUGGAAAUCUUGAUCUUUCAGGAAAUCAGAUCCAUGGUACUAUACCUCAGUGGGCGUGGGAAACUUCGAGCGAGUUGUUUAUCCUCAACUUAUUACACAACAAAUUCGACAAUAUAGGAUAUAAUUAUCUUCCAUUUUACUUAGAGAUUGUUGAUCUCAGUUAUAACUUAUUCCAAGGACCCAUACCUAUAACUGGACCUGACACUUGGUUGCUCGAUUGCUCAAACAACCGGUUCUCAUCCAUGCCAUUUAACUUCAGUUCCCAGCUUAGUGGGAUGUCCUAUCUCAUGGCCUCCAGAAACAACCUAUCUGGAGAAAUUCCACUCUCAAUUUGUGAUGCAAGGGACAUUCUGCUCCUUGAUCUUUCUUACAACAAUUUAAGUGGCUUGAUUCCACUUUGUUUACUGGAGGAUAUCAAUUCCCUUAGUGUGUUCAACUUGAAAGCAAAUCAACUUCAUGGUGAGUUACCUCGUAAUAUCAAGAAAGGAUGUGCAUUAGAGGCAUUAGAUUUCAGUGAGAACAUGUUUGAAGGACAACUACCCACAUCUCUAGUUGCUUGCAGAGAUUUGGAGGUUUUAGACAUUGGAAAUAAUCAGAUUAGCGGUGGUUUUCCAUGUUGGGCUAGUAUGCUUCCUAAACUUCAGGUUCUUGUCCUGAAGUCCAACAAGUUCACCGGAGAGGUGGGGUCUUCUGCCAUCGAAAAAGAUAACACUUGCGAAUUUGCAAAUCUACGGAUUCUUGAUUUGGCUUCAAACAACUUUUCUGGUACUCUACAUCACAAGUGGUUGAAAAGGUUAAAAUCCAUGAUGGAGACAUCUUCUAGUGCGACAUUGCUUAUGCAAUAUCAGCACAACGUGCAUAGUACAACAUAUCAGUUUUCUACUUCAAUCGCAUAUAAAGGGUAUGAAGUCACAUUUACAAAAAUCUUGAGGACCCUUGUAGUCAUCGAUGUUUCAGACAAUGCACUCCAUGGUAGCAUUCCCAAGUCAAUUGGAGAGCUCGUUCUCCUCCGUGGGCUAAACAUGUCACAUAAUGCCCUCACAGGACCAAUUCCAUCUCAGCUUGGUGCUCUGCAUGAACUCGAGUCAUUGGACCUCUCAUCAAAUGAUCUUUCAGGGGAGAUUCCACAGGAGUUAGCACAGCUACACUUCCUCUCAGUGCUGAACCUGUCCUACAACGGUUUGGUUGGGAGAAUACCAGAUUCACCCCAGUUCUCGAACAAUCUCUCCUAUCUGGGGAACAUUGGUCUAUGUGGGUUUCCAUUGUCCAAGGAAUGCAGCAACAUGACAACACCACCAAGCUCACAUCCUUCAGAGGAAAAACAUGUGGAUGUUAUACUGUUCCUCUUUGUUGGACUUGGAGUUGGCAUCGGGUUUGCAGUUAUAAUCGUUGUGACAUGGGGAAUCCGCAUCAAGAAAAGGUCCCAAGACAGCAGAUUUCCGUUUUGGAAAAAAGUUCUCUGUAUGUAAGAUUACUUGUUAGCUGAAAAAACGUAUAUGCUUUAGUUACCACAGCUACGUUAAAACUAUGAGCAAUUCUACGGUUCUUAAGGAGGUAUCAUGAGGUACCAAAAUUUUAGUACCUCAUAGUACCUAGGUACCAAGAGGUACCAAAUUUACAAUAGAAAAAAUGGUACCUCAUGGUAUCUCCUCAAGUACCGUAAAAUUGCUCUAAAACUAUAGUGAAGCUGUAGUGAUGCUUUCAGGUUCUUGUAUGUUGUAUCCAUGAAUUGUGAUGAGUUGGUUACGUUGUUUGUUCCAUGACAACGUAUAAUGAAUAUGUAUUUGGGAAUAUAUUUUGUUUUAUUAGAUUGUUUA